GUUACGUAACUGCCCAGUGGAGCCGUGGGGAGGAAAUUAAAGCAACUUUCUCUGUCAAAUCGCUCUUUUCGACAAGCAGAGGAGCGGCUGGGUCUUCACGUGGAGAAAACAGCACAGUGUGACGAUGAAGAUCGCAGUGAUCGGUCAGAGUCUGUUUGGUCAGGAGGUUUACAAGGAGCUGAGGAAGGAUGGACACACCAUCGUAGGAGUCUUCACCAUCCCUGACAAGGACGGCAAAGCUGACCCUCUGGCUGUAGAGGCAGAGAAGGAUGGCGUUCCCGUCUUCAAGUUUCUCCGCUGGCGAGUGAAGGGCCAGGCCAUCCCAGAGGUGGUGGCUCAGUACAAUGCCACAGGUGCCGAGCUCAACGUCCUGCCUUUCUGCUCCCAAUUCAUCCCUAUGGAGGUCAUCGACCACCCCAAACACGGCUCCAUCAUCUACCACCCCUCCCUGCUGCCUCGCCACCGUGGAGCCUCCGCCAUCAACUGGACGCUUAUCCAUGGUGACCGAAAGGGCGGUUUCACAGUGUUCUGGGCUGAUGAUGGACUGGACACUGGACCCAUCCUGCUGCAGAGGGAGUGUGAUGUUGAACCCAACGACAGCGUCAACACCAUCUACAAGAGAUUCCUCUUCCCAGAGGGAGUCAGAGGAACGGUGGAAGCCGUGAGGCUGAUUGCAGAGGGUAAGGCCCCGAGGAUCACGCAGCCACAGGAGGGGGCCACGUACGAGUGCAUCCAGAAAAAAGACAACGCCAAGAUUGACUGGAACCAGCCCGCUGAGAUGCUGCACAACUGGAUCAGAGGAAAUGACAAAGUGCCAGGAGCCUGGGCCAAGGUGGAUGGACAGAAAGUGACUUUCUACGGCUCUGCUCUGGUGGAUAACAGCACCACAGCCACCGGUCAGCCCCUGGAGAUCCCCGGAGCCAGCCGACCUGGCAUCGUUACCAAGGCGGGCCUGGUGCUGUUCGGCAACGACGGCAAGGCGCUGCUGGUGAAAAAUCUGCAGUUUGAGGACGGAAAGAUGAUCGCUGCAGCUCAGUACUUCUCCUCUGGCAGCAACGCUGCUGUGGAGCUGACGGAGGAGGAGAAAAGCUUCGCCGGGCAGAUGAGGGCCGUGUGGCAGAGCAUCCUGACUAACGUGAGUCAGAUUGAAGACUCCACAGAUUUCUUCAGGUCUGGUGCAGCUUCUAUGGAUGUGGUCAGGCUGGUGGAGGAAGUGAAGCUUCGGGCCAGCAGCUGCCAGCUGCAGAACGAGGACGUCUACAUGAACACCACCUUCCAGGAUUUCAUCCAGAUGUGUGUCCGGAAGCUGAGAGGGGAGGACGGUGAGGAGGAGCUGCUCGUCGACUACGUGGAGAAGAACGUCAACAACAUGACUGUGAAGAUGCCUCAUCAGCUGUUCAUCAACGGAGAGUUUGUUGAUGCAGAGGGAGGAAAGACCUACAAGACCAUCAACCCCACUGACGGCACGGCGAUCUGCGACGUGUCUCUGGCCCAGGUCAGGGACGUGGACCGGGCGGUGGCUGCUGCUAAGGAGGCGUUUGAAGAGGGGGAGUGGGGCAAGAUGAACCCAAGAGACAGAGGCAAACUCAUCUACAGGCUGGCUGACCUGAUGGAGCAGCACCAGGAGGAGCUCGCCACCAUCGAAGCCAUCGACUCAGGAGCUGUUUACACUCUGGCCCUAAAAACUCACGUGGGCAUGUCCAUCCAGACUUUCCGCUACUUCGCUGGCUGGUGUGACAAGAUCCAAGGCAGCACCAUCCCCAUCAACCAGGCCAGGCCCAAUCGUAAUCUGACGUUCACCAAGAAGGAGCCGAUAGGAGUGUGCGCCAUCGUGAUUCCCUGGAACUAUCCGCUGAUGAUGCUGGCCUGGAAGACGGCCGCCUGCCUGGCAGCUGGAAACACCGUCGUCCUGAAACCUGCACAGGUGACUCCACUGACAGCACUGAAGUUUGCAGAGCUGGCAGCGAGAGCAGGUCUGCCCAAAGGAGUGGUCAACAUUUUACCUGGAUCAGGCGCUCUGGUGGGUCAGCGCCUGUCAGACCACCCGGAUGUGAGGAAACUGGGCUUCACAGGCUCCACUGAAAUCGGUAAACACAUCAUGAAGAGCUGUGCAGUCAGUAAUGUUAAAAAAGUCUCGUUGGAGCUCGGAGGAAAGUCUCCGCUCAUCAUCUUCAGCGACUGCGACAUGGACAAGGCUGUGCGCAUGGGCAUGAGCUCCGUGUUCUUCAACAAAGGAGAGAACUGCAUCGCAGCCGGGCGGCUGUUUGUGGAGGACUCCAUCCACGACCGGUUUGUCAACAAAGUGGUUGAGGAGAUCAAGAAGAUGAAGAUUGGUGAUCCACUGGACCGCUCCACAGACCACGGCCCCCAGAACCACAAAGCCCACCUGGAUAAGCUGCUGGAGUACUGCCAGACCGGCGUACAGGAGGGGGCUACGUUAGUGUGUGGUGGCAGACAGGUGCAGCGACCAGGUUUCUUCUUUGAGCCCACGCUGUUCACUGAUGUCCAGGACCACAUGUACAUGGCUAAAGAGGAGUCGUUUGGCCCCGUCAUGAUUAUUUCCAAGUUCAAGAGUGGCGAGGUGGACGACGUCCUGAGGCGAGCCAAUGCCACAGAGUACGGCCUGGCGUCGGGUGUUUUCACUCGGGACAUCAGCAAAGCUCUGUAUGUGAGCGAGAAGCUCAACGCCGGCACCGUUUUCGUUAACACCUACAACAAGACGGACGUAGCCUCACCUUUCGGAGGCUUUAAGCAGUCUGGAUUCGGCAAAGACCUGGGACAGGAAGCUCUAAACGAAUACCUGAAGACGAAGGCGGUGACCAUCGAGUACUAAAGUUUGCCCACGACUGACGGAGGUGACUGGAAGCGUGGACACCGACAGGGGAGACCAAGCCUUAACACGCUAACUGACCACAUGAUGCCCAACAUGCUAAAUUAGUCCAACAGGUCACCGUUCAAGCCUCAGCAGGCUGUCCCCAGGCUCAGCUGUGAAGUUAGAGGACAAAACUCUGGUUUAACAAACUUCUUUUAUUUCUAAUACAGUUUAGAUUAGGUCAGAACAUUUUAUAAAAGGUCUGAGCGACCACCACGGCAGACUCCUGAUUUCCUGGCUGUUCAGCAUCUUUUAAUUAUGAAUUUAAAACAAAAACACGGCUCACUCUGACUUUGUAUACUCUUGUACUAAACGGCUUCAUUGUUUUAGAUUAAUAAAAACAACUUUUCACCAACA
This is a messenger RNA of Melanotaenia boesemani (Boeseman's rainbowfish), 3229 nucleotides long. It is a transcript of the gene aldh1l1, whose product is annotated as aldehyde dehydrogenase 1 family, member L1. The transcript has 23 exons. NCBI's taxonomy places the organism in Eukaryota, Metazoa, Chordata, Actinopteri, Atheriniformes, Melanotaeniidae. Gene Ontology annotation, biological process: 10-formyltetrahydrofolate catabolic process; one-carbon metabolic process; biosynthetic process. Gene Ontology annotation, cellular component: cytoplasm. Gene Ontology annotation, molecular function: aldehyde dehydrogenase (NAD+) activity; formyltetrahydrofolate dehydrogenase activity. The record is from RefSeq and is a predicted model, not a curated record. Bases 125 to 2833 code for a protein of 902 amino acids.